CAUGAGUCGUUUCUCUCGUCUCUGGAUCCCAGUAACCUACACCAUUUCUUUCUUUUUUCAAGCCUGAGGCAUCCACAACUUGCUUGCUGCCCUUCAUAAGCACCUGAUCAGCGAGCUCUCAGCAACAAAGAUGAAGAUCGGGAAGACUACGGAGAUCUUGAAGAAGGCGGCGGCGGUGUGCAAGAGCAAGACCGCCAGGCUCCUCAUCCUGACCUCGCUUCAGCGCCGCUGGAUGAUCUCGGGCCCCAUGGUCUCUAAGAAGAUCCACGCACUUACUCUGGCCGACCGGCAGAGAGUGGACUAUCGCAAGGCUUUUGCGCACGGCACAAUCGAGAAGAGACUAGUCAUCGUCCAGGGCGGUGACUUUGCAGCCAAUCAGUCUCAUCAGUUGGAGAUGUUGGCUCAAGAUGAUGGUCAUGGUGGCUGCCAAGCUGACUGGUCACUACAUCCCCUCUUCAACGACGAUCAUGUCAACUGCUGUUACAGUGGUGAUGAUGAUGAUGCGGAUGUGCCACUGGAUGUGUGCGAUCAAGACGACGAUGAUGAGCUGUUGGUCCUGGAUAUGAUCAGGAGCAAGAGAGAGGCUGAGGGGUUGGAGUUCAAUGGAAGAGAUUGACCAGGCUGCCGAUAUGUUCAUCAAGAGGUUCCGGCAACGGCUGAAGAAUGGAUUCUAGCUAGGGUCAAGCUUCCACAUGGAUGUACCUUGGCCUAGGUCUUGUCCUUUUUUUCCCGAGUGUCCACAUGAUGGAAAUUUUUGUAGAAAUCAAUACGAGUAGGAGUUGGUACUUAGCACACAAUGACCUGUUUUUGUCCUUUAUUUUCCCAAAUGCUAUAGAACUGGCGUCAUUUCUAUA
Messenger RNA from Triticum urartu, 854 nucleotides. RefSeq lists its product as uncharacterized. The record is from RefSeq and is a predicted model, not a curated record. NCBI's taxonomy places the organism in Eukaryota, Viridiplantae, Streptophyta, Magnoliopsida, Poales, Poaceae.